AUGGAAAUAGCUUUUUUGAUGCAUUAAUUAGGCUUUGAAUUAGCAUCAGAAUCAAAAUUAAACUAUUUGUUACCUCAAGUUAAUUGCUUGGGUCCGACAGCAUUUAGAGAUGCUGUAUUAAAAGGAAAUUAAUUAAUGUUAGAUCUUUAUGUUCUAUGUUCUAAAUUUGAAGUUCAAGAUCAAUAUAAGUUUGUACAUGUAAUCCUUACCGAUGGAGAAGACAAUAGUUCUAAAAUAAGCUCAGAAUAAUUUCUUAUAUAUUAAUUAGUGUUAUAAGACUAGCUCCCAAAAAAUAUUCUAUAAACUUUCUACAUAGGUGUUAAUGUGGAAAAUAAUUAAGCUGUUUAAUAAGAGAUGAAAGCUAUAUUAUAAUGUAGUGGAGAUUCUUCUUAAUAUUAUUCAAUUAGUAGUAAUGGAAUUAAUGAUAUAUUUUAGAAAAUAUAAAUGUAAAUUGGAAUUAGAGUUUAAGAAAAAAAUUUGAUUAUAGGAAAUCAAUAAGCCACUAUCACUCUUAAAUAAUAAUAAGUUUCCCCAAUUUUAUAAUUCUAAAUUAACAAUUAUAUUGUACUAUUCACACUUGAUAUAUCAUCAUCAAUGUAGCCUCAUUGGGAUAAAGUUUGUUAGGCUGUGAAAGGUUUUUUAGGUAAUCUAGGAUCAAAUGAUCUUGUGUUAGGAAUUAUCUUUAAUGAUUAAGUUUAAGUUUUAUCUGGAAUUUAAUUUGAGAACUCUAUUCAAAAUGAAAAUGUAGAUACACCAGUUCCUUAAAGUUAAGUAGAGUAAAUUUAAGAUCAAUUUGAAGAUUAAGAUUAAUAUGAAGAUUAGAAUUAAGAUUAAUAGGAUAAUUAAGAUUAAUAGGAUAAUUAAGAUUAAUAGGAUAAUUAAGAUUAAUAGGAUAAUUAAGAUUAAUAGGAUAAUUAAGAUUAAUAGGAUAAUUAAGAUUAAUAUGAGAAUUAAGAUUAAUAUGAAUAUCUUGAUCAAGAUUAAGAUCAAUUUGAAAAUCAAGAUUAAUUUGAAAAUUACGAUCAAGAUCAAGAUCAAGUUCAAUUUCAUCAAGAAUAAUCUUCUGAAAAUAUUCAUGAUCAAUUUAUAGAUAUACAACCUACUCCUAAAUAAGGAUAAACAUAGGAAGUAGUUUAAACUUCUUAAAGUCCAUAAUCUAAUCAAAAACUUAUAUCAGAAGCACAACUUUAUACAUAGCAGGAAAUAUUUCAAUAGUAAAAAUAAUAAUAAUUAAUUUCUAUUGAUAAACCAUAAAAUUUUAGUUGCAGUUGUUAAAUUAAUUGUUAGAUUUUUUGA
This is a messenger RNA of Paramecium sonneborni, 1296 nucleotides long. NCBI's taxonomy places the organism in Eukaryota, Ciliophora, Oligohymenophorea, Peniculida, Parameciidae. The record is from the annotation of a GenBank genome assembly.